AUGGUACCCGAAGUAAUCGCUAAAAGAUGUCCAAAUCAACAGAGAUUUCAGGACUCAGCUCAGCCGCAGAAUAAUAAAGAAGAGCCUAGUUCAAUAAAAGAGGAUAUAGAAAAAAAUGAGAAUACCGCAGUACGUUUCUGGUCGGCUGGAAACUCUAUCCUACUAUCGAGCUAUCUCAACUUUCUACUAGUAUUUGUACCGGUAGGAAUCGCUGUUCAUUUCGCCGGCCUUAAUCCUAUUUAUGUUUUCGCUUUCAAUGCCAUUGCAAUCGUGCCACUGGCUGGGUUGUUGAGUCACGCAACAGAAAGUGUUGCUCGAAGGAUGGGUGACACAGUCGGUGCACUCGUGAAUAUUACCUUUGGAAAUGCCGUCGAAUUGAUCAUUUUGUAUGUUGUUCUAUCGAAUGAGCUUCGGAUUGUCCAGGCUUCCUUACUGGGCUCUAUAUUAGCCAACCUACUUCUUAUUUUAGGGAUGUGUUUUCUGGUUGGCGGACUAAGGUUUCGAGAACAGAUAUAUAAUAGUACUGUAACGCAGAUGAGCGCCUGUUUACUCAGUUUAGCCGUCAUGAGCUUGCUGCUUCCGACCGCUUUUCACGCUUCUUUUAGUAGCUCACAAAGUGCAAAAGCUACCUCAGCUGUACUAAAAGUGAGCCGCGGUACCAGUGUGGUUCUUCUACUUGUCUAUGGAAUGUAUCUUCUCUUUCAACUUAAAUCUCAUUCGUAUCUAUACCAGAGUACACCACAACAUCUAAUUGAUGAGGAGUCUGCGCCAGGCCCUGUAGCUGCAUGGAUGGAAUCAUCAAAUGAUAAUUCCUCAAUAUCAUCACUAGAUUCUGAUGGCUCUGGUCACUCAAAUUUUAAAUCUAAGCGCGUUAAGAGUAUUAUCAAAUACGGAACUCGUAGUAUUCACAGUCGCAAGUCAAAAGAUGCAAUCGACACCAACAUCAGUCCAAAUGCCAGCCGAAAAUCGUCGAGCAUAACUGCGUGUAAUUACACUCCUGGCCAAGGCGAUCGAAAUCAUAGCAUCAAUCCCAUUAGUUCUGAUUUAAAUCAAGAAAAGAACCCCAAAAAAACUCGAAGGAUUUCAAUUGUCGAGAAUAAGAUCUCUAGAAAGCGAAAAUCAGAACCAUCAGAAACUAAAGAUCAGAUAUCUGAACUACCAUACCCCAAUUCUACCCCAGAAAUUAUUAUCUGGCCCGCCGAUCCCAAGAAAAAGUCUCCGAGUAAAAUAUCUGCUGGGGCCGACUACACCUUUGGUCAGCCUCAACUAGCUUCAAAUCGUACGGGUGAACCUACUAAUACGAAGCUUCCUUUCAACCUCGGUCGUAUGAAUAACUUUUCAUCUUUCCAGAAGAAUUUUGCUCCAAAUGUAUUUACUCAGCCUCCUAUUGAAGAGAUAGAUCCCAUGACACGGGCUCCUCCAGCUCCUCCGGCUCCUCGAGGCCCACGAGUUCGUUAUGGGAUUCGUCGGACUAGCUCUCUACCAGAUCGACUUACCUUGGCGCAAUUCGCCCCAACUGAGCCGCCGUUCGCCUCUACUCGUCUAGUUCCAUUUUCAGUCGCUGCUAAGGCACCCCAACCUUCUCAAAAUGACGAAAAUGUUUCCCGAACAACCUCUCUAAUACUUUUGCUCAUAAGUACAGGUCUAGUUGCCCUUUGUGCCGAGUUUAUGGUCGAUAGCAUCAAUGCAGUGGUAGCAAAAGAAACAGCUCUAAGCGAAGCUUUUAUCGGAUUGAUCAUUUUACCCAUUGUUGGAAACGCCGCUGAGCACGUCACAGCUGUCACCGUUGCUUCAAAAAAUAAAAUGGACCUUGCUAUUGGAGUCGCAGUGGGCUCGUCCAUACAGAUUGCGCUAUUUGUUACCCCGUUUGUCGUGCUACUUGGCUGGUGUAUGGGCAAAGAGCUGUCUCUUUACUUUACCCUAUUUGAAACAGUCUCUCUCUUUGUUAGUGCAUUCAUUGUGAACUUCCUUGUUCUCGAUGGAAGAUCAAACUACCUCGAAGGGGCGCUACUGUGUGCAGCUUAUGUCAUGAUAGCAGUGGCAGCUUUCUUUUACCCUAGUGUGCAAGAGAGUAGUAAUUUGGGGGGAAAUGAUGCUUCUACCACGGCAGCAAAACGCAUGGUAGAGUUUGUGGCCGGCAUGGUUUGA
This is a messenger RNA of Blumeria graminis f. sp. triticale, 2148 nucleotides long. Lineage: Eukaryota; Fungi; Ascomycota; Leotiomycetes; Helotiales; Erysiphaceae. The record is from the annotation of a GenBank genome assembly.